Molecule: messenger RNA, 756 nt
Organism: Macrosiphum euphorbiae (potato aphid)
Lineage: Eukaryota; Metazoa; Arthropoda; Insecta; Hemiptera; Aphididae
Source: the annotation of a GenBank genome assembly
AUGGAAAUUCAAAAUAUUGUUGACCUUAUUACUUCAACUGAUAGUUCUGACAAUGAGUUUGAACCCCAAGUUAGACGCCCACGUGUAUUUAAAGAAAGACGCAAUUAUUUACUUACUAUGAACAACGAGGAGUUUAAAAAACGAUUUCGAUUAUCCAAAAAUGCAGUGGUUCACAUUAUAGACCAAAUCCGAGACAAAAUUGCACAUCGAACAGAUCGGAAUAAUGCGGUAUCGCCUGAAAAUCAAGUAUUCUUGACACUAAGAUUUUAUGCAUUGGGGACAAUUUAUCAAGCAGUAGGAGAUUUUGUGGGUGUUAGCACGGCAACUGCUGGAAGAAUUAUACCCAGAGUUACUCAUGAGAUAGCUAAGAUGAGGAAAGAUAUUAUACGCAUGCCUUCUACCCAAGAAGAAAUUAAUCAAGCUAAACUUAAUUUUUUUUCAAUCGCUAAAUUUCCCAGAGUUAUUGGUGUAAUUGACUGCACACAUGUAAAAAUUUUAUCUCCAGGGGGAGAUAAUGCAGAAAUUUUUCGAAACCGAAAAGGAUACUUUUCUAUCAACGUACAAAUUGUAGCUGGAGCUGAUCUAAAAAUUAAAAAUAUAGUUGCUCGAUGGCCGGGCUCAGCACACGACAGUAACAUAUUUUCGAACUCCCGAAUCAGAGCCCAAUUUGAAGACAAUAUGUUUGGAGACGCAUUAUUGCUUGGAGAUAGUGGGUUCCACUGGAGUAAGCAAUUAUAUGAUGACAAUUUUAAAUGA